GAAUAACAAAAAAAAAUCUUCAAGUUUGAACGGCAUUGCAUUACGGUUAUGGCAACAAAGAGCAAGAUUCUGUUUAUCGGAGGGACUGGUUAUAUCGGAAAAUUCAUCGUGGAAGCGAGCGCAAAAGCCGGCCAUCCGACAUUUGUACUCGUAAGAGAGUCCACUCUCACUAGCCCUGCUAAGUCCAAGAUCAUCGAGAAUUUCAAGAGCCUUGGCGUCAAUUUUAUUCCCGGAGAUUUAUAUAAUAAGGAGAGUUUGGUGAGCGCGAUUAAGCAAGUGGACGUGGUGAUAUCAACAGUGGGUCACGCUCAAUUAGGCGAUCAAGACAAGAUUAUUGCUGCAAUUAAAGAGGCUGAUAACAUUAAGAGAUUCUUUCCUUCAGAAUUUGGUAAUGAUGUUGAUCGUGUGAAUGCUGUCGAGCCAGCGAAAACAGCAUUUGUGACAAAGGCUAACAUCCGUCGCACUGUUGAGAAAGAAGGAAUUCCAUACACCUAUGUAUCAAGUAGUUUCUUUUCUGGCUACUUCCUUCCCACUUUGGCACAAACUGGAGCCACAUCUCCCCCAAGAGAUAAAGUUGUCAUCUUAGGAGAUGGAAACCCAAAAGCAAUUUUUAACAAGGAAGAAGAUAUUGGAACCUACACCAUCAGAGCAGUGGAUGACCCAAGAACCUUGAACAAAAUCCUUUACCUAAGACCUCCUGGCAACAUUUACUCAUUCAAUGAUCUCGUUUCUCUGUGGGAGAAAAAGAUUGGAAAAACCCUUGAAAGGGUCUACGUAUCAGAGGAGAAACUUCUGAAGAACAUUCAAGAAGCUUCGGUUCCUCUGAAUGUGUUAUUAUCUAUUAACCAUUCAGCGUUUGUGAAGGGAGACCAUACCAACUUUGAGAUUGAACCAUCGUUUGGAGUUGAAGCCUCAGCGCUUUAUCCUGAUGUCAAGUACACCACUGUGGAUGAAUACCUCAAUCAGUUUGUGUAAAUCAUCUUUGUUUAUCUGCAGGAUCUCAAUAAUCAAUAUAAUCUAUAUGUUGUCGGCUCUCAUGGUAGUUUGAUUUCUGUGCUUUUUCAUGUAUUUGAUGUUACCUAGCAAUAAUAAGUAAACUUGUGCUAUUUUCUCUACA
This is a messenger RNA of Mangifera indica (mango), 1117 nucleotides long. Its product is annotated as phenylcoumaran benzylic ether reductase Pyrc5-like. The transcript is spliced from 5 exons. Lineage: Eukaryota; Viridiplantae; Streptophyta; Magnoliopsida; Sapindales; Anacardiaceae. The record is from RefSeq and is a predicted model, not a curated record. The coding region runs from base 49 to 975 and encodes 308 amino acids. Gene Ontology annotation, molecular function: oxidoreductase activity.